Messenger RNA from Impatiens glandulifera, 977 nucleotides. RefSeq names its product GATA transcription factor 4-like. Bases 119 to 877 code for a protein of 252 amino acids. Gene Ontology annotation, cellular component: nucleus. Lineage: Eukaryota; Viridiplantae; Streptophyta; Magnoliopsida; Ericales; Balsaminaceae. Gene Ontology annotation, molecular function: zinc ion binding; sequence-specific DNA binding. The transcript is spliced from 2 exons. The record is from RefSeq and is a predicted model, not a curated record. Gene Ontology annotation, biological process: positive regulation of DNA-templated transcription.
UCCAUUAAUUCACCACCCUCUUUCUCUCUCUCUCUAACAACAUCUCACUCACUGCUAGAGAGCUGAGUAUUGAAGAAGGGACCAUUAUCUACUUCAUUGGAGGAGGAAAAAGAAGAAGAUGGAUCUCUACGAUCUCUCGUCGGCGCCGGACUGUUUUCCCAUCGACGACUUUCUUGAUUUCUCCGGUGGUAUCGAUCAACUAUUCUCUUCCUCCACCGCCACCAAUUCUGAUCUUCAAUUUCCUCAUUUCCCUACUUUUAAUAUUAAUAAUGAUAAUAAUAAUAAUGUUCUCACCACCGACCAACUCAGUUCUGAUUUCAUAUGCCUUCCGAACAAUGAAGUAGUUGAACUGGAAUGGCUUUCGAAUCUAGUCGACGAUUCACUAAUGAACUUUCCGGCGGACGAUCUCACCGUCGCUGGAAAUGUUAAUCUCGGACCUGAUCAGAUGUCGUACCACAGUCGUUCUAGGAGCAAGAGAUCAAGACCAACUUCAACGAGUAAUGUUUGGACAAUCUUAAACGAGCCGCCGGUUUCCGACGACAAAGCAAAGCCAAAUAUCGCCGGAAGAAAAAGAGACAGUUCAGGAAUCCGGGAUCGGCAGGAUGUGAUUGGGAGGCGUUGUACGCACUGUUCGUCGGAGAAGACGCCGCAAUGGAGGAGUGGGCCACUUGGACCAAAGACUCUUUGUAACGCGUGUGGUGUCCGGUAUAAAUCUGGUCGGCUUGUGCCGGAAUAUAGACCGGCGGCUAGUCCUACGUUUGUUUUGACUCAGCAUUCAAAUUCUCAUAGGAAGGUAAUGGAACUCAGGCGGCAGAAGGAGAUUGUUAGGCAAGAUCACCAUUAUCAUCAUCACCAGAAGAACUUUGAAGUAUGCUGAUUGUCUUUUUGAUCUGGUUAUGAUAAUUAAGGAUCUGUUGGUUCGUACUUAGUUUUAGUGUUGUUUGUGAAUUGUGGUAGAUUGGUUUGGCUUAAAAAAU